Messenger RNA from Aspergillus pseudotamarii, 759 nucleotides. Its product is annotated as DIM1 family thioredoxin-like protein. The record is from RefSeq and is a predicted model, not a curated record. Gene Ontology annotation, biological process: mRNA splicing, via spliceosome. Lineage: Eukaryota; Fungi; Ascomycota; Eurotiomycetes; Eurotiales; Aspergillaceae. The coding region runs from base 197 to 628 and encodes 143 amino acids. The transcript is spliced from 5 exons. Gene Ontology annotation, cellular component: U5 snRNP; U4/U6 x U5 tri-snRNP complex; spliceosomal complex.
AAGGCGUUGGUAGAUUUCUCGACUUCAGAACUUAAUUGCAUCUGUAUAGAGCUGGUACAACUAAUCAUUUGUUUCCUUUUGCAGUAGAGCCUACUUCUCACGUGAUAUUGAAUACCAUUUCCUGCCCAAAUCACUCGCACUGUACUCAACUUUUUGGUAUACUUCACUCUUCACUCAGUAACUCUAUAGCGUCACCAUGGGUUCCGUCGUCCUUCCGCACCUGCGCACCGCUUGGCACGUCGACCAGGCCAUUCUCUCUGAAGAAGAACGGCUCGUUGUCAUCCGAUUUGGUCGCGACCACGAUGUCGACUGCAUGCGCCAAGAUGAAGUUCUUUUCAAAAUCGCUGAGCGGGUCAAAAAUUUCGCCGUGAUUUACCUUUGCGAUAUUGACGAGGUCCCCGAGUUCAACACCAUGUACGAACUCUUCGAUCCAAUGACCAUUAUGUUCUUCUAUAGGAACAAACACAUGAUGUGUGAUUUCGGUACCGGUAAUAAUAACAAAUUGAACUGGGUGCUGGAGGAUAAGCAAGAGUUGAUCGAUAUUCUUGAGACAAUCUACAAGGGUGCCAAGAAGGGACGAGGUCUCGUGGUUAGCCCGAAGGAUUACUCGACGAGGUACCGGUACUGAUUUACUUCAGUCGGUGGUUGGGCUCUGUGUUCUCGGGUCCAAUAUUAGAUAAUGAAAAAUGUUUAUGACGUAUAUUUAUAUUCUUGGUUUAAAUUGUAAGCGUGAUCCAUAAGGCGAUGAUAGGAUACCGC